This is a messenger RNA of Cladocopium goreaui, 5166 nucleotides long. The record is from the annotation of a GenBank genome assembly. NCBI's taxonomy places the organism in Eukaryota, Dinophyceae, Suessiales, Symbiodiniaceae.
AUGCAGAAGAACCUCAAUGAAACGUUUGCCAUGAGUUUGACUUUGGAACCUGCUGCCACAAAUGGUGCGCCUCUUUUGACCGAAGUCUUCACAACCGUGCAGCAGGUGAUCAAACAAGCUCAACGACGUGGACAUCUCACAGGCACACCCAUGAGUUUGGAAACGGGAUGGAAUUUUCUCAAUGUUUUGGAUCGAAAAGCUGCUUUGAAACAAAUUGAGAAAGAGAAGCCAUUUUUGGUUGUUCUUGCAUUUCCUUGUGGCCCCUGGAGUGCCUUGAUGCGUCUCAACCCUAGCAAGAACUUGGAGCAGCUGAGGGCAGAAGGCCGUGUGCUGAUCCAAUUUGCGCUUGAUGUGGCGCGCCUGCAAGCCAAAAAUGGGCGACAUUUUCUUUUGGAAAAUCCUGGAACUUCUGAAGCAUGGAAUUUGGACAUGCUGAUACGUUUCCUGGAGGAGAUCGACAGCCAUACAGCAAUUUUCGAUCAAUGUCGUUUUGGUUUACGAGGGCAAUCUGGACUUUUGCACCGAAAGACCACCCGCAUUGAAACAAGCUCUCCAUGUGUUGCCAAGCGUUUGGAUGGAAAACGUUGCCUCAGAGACCAUGACCAUGAGAUGAUCAUUGGGGGCAAGCAUAUCACAGGACCUGCCGGUCACUAUCCAGCGCAAUUAGCCAAAGAGAUUGUGCUGGGCAUUGAGGAAGAGUUUGAUGUUUCGAUGCGAAGCAAUGACGUUUUGGCAGUUGAUGAUGCUGAUGAAAAUGGAGAAGAACCUGAACUUGUGCCUGAUGCAGUGAACGUUUCCGACAGUUCUGAUGAUGAACAGGUCACUGCAGCUGGCGCUCCAAAAGUUUCUGCAGCUGUUAGGCAAGCUGUGAGCCGCCUCCAUACCAAUACGGGGCACAGGUCAAACCGCCGUCUCGCAAGGGCGCUGGUGAUUGCUGGUGCUCCAGCAGAAGUUGUACAGGCCGCCAAAACCUUGAAGUGUUCCAUAUGUGCUGAGCGAAAGAGACCCAAAGCUCAGCGUCCUGCAAGUUUGCCGGCACCCAAAGAUGUUGGAGAUCAAGUGCAUGUGGAUUUGUUUGAACUGUUUGAUAUACAUGACAAUCGGUUCUAUGUGGCUCACGCCAUUGAUUUUGUGAGUCGUUUCCAGAUGGCACAGGUCUUGCCGGACAAAUCCAGUGACUCAGUAGUGGAAUUUCUUUCUUCGCGUUGGCUGCCAAUUUUUGGGCCUCCAAGAGUGAUGAUUGCAGACCAAGGCAAGGAAUUCACGUCUUGGAUCUUCGAAGAACUAUGUGCCCGACAUGGAAUUUUGCUUUGGCAUUGCGCGGUUCAGGCACCGUGGCAAAAUGGUGUUUGUGAGCGUGGUGGUGGAGUGUUAAAAGCCUUGGCCACCGCAGUCAUCCGUGCACACUCUCUUUUGGGCCCCGAGGAGGUGGACAAAUCCGUGCAGGAAGCGGUGAUGGCCUACAACAGCGACGUUUCUGGCGAUAGCGGUGUGAGUCCCGCACAAGCUGCAAUUGGCAAACAGCCCCGCUAUGAAGGCGACGUUUUGGGCAAUUUUGUUCAUAGGGUUGUGAGCCACGGCAUUUUGGAAGAGCGACCUGGACUGGCGCGCCAAGUGGCUAUGCGAGAAACUGCAAAGCUGGCAAUGGUUCGCUUGCAUUUUUCCAAAGGCAUUCAACGUGCCGAAGUUGCCCGAAGCAGAGGGCCCACCUUCGAGCAAGAGCUGACUCCUGGGAUGAUUGUUUAUUAUUUUCGCCACACCAAGUACAACAACAAGACCAGUCAAUCCAAACGAAAACUUAGUUUGAAAAGAUGGCAUGGACCUGGUUUGCUUGUGGCGAUGGAAGGUCAUUUGAAUGCCUUCAUCAGUCAUCGAGGUCAACUCACCAAGGUGGCCCGUGAGCACAUACGCCCAGCCUCAACCAUGGAGCAGAUAGCAUCUGAGGUUUGGGGCGAUGCUGUGAAGGAAGUGGUUGAAGCUGCAAUUCAUGACAUGACCUUGCAUGGUAUGGAUGAUAAAACUGCAGAUGGUGCUCGAACUCCUGGAGGAAGACCUCAAGCUGAAGCGCCAAGCACACCCGCUUCAGCGCCAAUCCAACCUGCUGUUUUGGAACCUGCGGUUGUUGCUCAGCCGCUGACUCCUCAGGAGAUUGCCAAUGCCUUGCAGCCUGCCAGUCAGGGCCAAGCUGACUUGUCCCGCAGGACUAGUUUGCUGAGCAUGCCGGUUCAGCGUGGAACACCUGCACCCGGCACCCCCAUUGGUGAUUUGGUGCGUGGUGGUUCUAUGUCUUCAAGGAUGGCUGAAGCCGUUGGAAGACUUGCUGAAGCUGACCCAGAGGAUGUUGGACCCGAAGCUUCCCGAAAGAGACCUCCAGAUGUACAGGUUGAAGAGUUGCAGGACAAUCAACCUGCGUUUGAAACAAGGGUUAGAGCUGGCCCUGUUGCACCUGAAGCGGCGGCGCCCUAUGACGCCUUGUUGACAUCAGUGUUGAACCAAGGUGAACAUCCACUGAAGCUUCUUCAAGAACAAGCUGAACGUGAGAGACAGUCUCCUUUAGAGCAUGUGGUUCAUGACAACGGCACUUGGCAUGGAAUUUGGCCACUGCCUUCAAGGUCUGAGUGGAAUGCCCGGCGCAGCCAUGAAGUUGAUGCUGUGCAAACUGCGAGAAAGGAGUACAAAUGGAAGGACAUUCCAAAAGCUGACCGUCCUGCUUUCCAUGCUGCAGCCAAAGCCGGAUGGCAAGUUUGGGUAGACAAUGGUGCCGUGGAAGUUCUUUCAAAAGCUCAAGCUGAUGAAGUUCGUGCGCGUUUGAAGUCAACUGGCAAGCAGUCAUGCAUGUUGACCCCAAGGUUUGUUUACACAGACAAGCAUGACGGUUUGCGCACUCCUUCAAAGCCCCUUCCGCUGAAGGCGAAUGCACGAUUAGUCGUUCCGGGCUUCAGGGACAUCACAGCGUAUCUGGUUCGAAGAGAUGCUCCAACUGGCAGUAGGACCUCCCAGCAUUUUCUCCUCAUGUACACGGCCAGCAAGCGUUGGUUGCUCUACAGUGCAGAUGUCAAGAGCGCUUUCUUGAAAGGUGAAAAUUUUGGUCCUGACGAACGAGAGCUGUAUGUGAGCCAGAUCAGGGUAUCCUCUCCUGAUGAACCUCUUCUUCCUCUUGGUGAAGGUGGACUUGCAAGAGCCAAAAAGGGCAUAUUUGGUUUGGCAGAUUCGCCUCGCAGGUGGUACCUGCGACUGAACAAGUCCGUGACCAAGUUGGGAUGGGUGAGAUCAGAGCUGGAUGCAGCACUUUGGUUUCUUUGGAGUGAUGAUGGAACGUUAGAUGGCAUGCUGAUUUCACAUGUAGAUGAUUUGCUGAUGGGUGGAAAUGCACGAGCCCAUGAAUCACUUUUGCAACUUGGACGAGAGUUAGGUUUUGGAUCGCUGGAGACCGGUUCUUUCAACUAUUGUGGCAAACGAAUCCAGCAGUCCGCUGACUUCUCAAUCAAAGUGAACAUGGUGGAAUACCACGAGAACCUGAAGCAGAUCCCCAUGACUGGUGAGCGAAAGAAACAGCUCGAUCAACCUCUGACCCCAGCUGAGCACCGUCAGCUUCGAGGACUGCUUGGGAGCUUACAAUGGUUGGUUUCCCAAUUGAGGUUUGAUCAAGGUUUUUCGUUGUCAACACUCCAGUCUGAAAAGCCUGUUGUUGCUACGAUGUUGAAAGCAAACAGUUUGGUUAAGAAGGUAAAAGCAAGUUCUAAGUUUUCCCUGAACUUCAAGCCCAUGGACCUGGACAAGUGUGGCCUGGUCACAGUUUCUGAUGCGGCAUUGGGCAACGUUUCUCCAGAUGGCAGCAUUGGGGAAGAUGCUCUUUCUCGGGUGCAUAGCCAAGCGGCUUACGCCAUCUUGAUUGCGGAUGAGAACGUGCUGGCGGGCAAAGAGGGCAACUUUUGCUUGAUUGACUCGCGGAGUCAUAGGCUGGCAAGGGUGUGUCGCUCUACGUUUGCAGCAGAGCUCAUGUUGGCGGAGGAAGCCUUGGACUCAGGGGAAUUUUGUAGAGGUAUGUUUGCUGAGACGCGUGGCUACAGCGUCGACAGGCGCAAUGUGGAGGCCAGCAACAAUGUGAUCCCGAUGAUCCUGAUUGUGGACGCAAAGGAUGUGUACGACAAAAGCACAAGUGACACGCCAAGCUAUGGAAGCCAGAAGAGCCUUGCGUUUACGAUUUCCUGGAUUAGAUCUCAGCUGCGCCGACCAAAUGUGGAAAUCAAAUGGACGGCAACCCAGAACAUGCUCAUUGACUGCGGCACGAAGGAAAUGGAUGGUGAAUAUCUGAGAAAUGUCUUAGAGACCGGUAGAUGGUGUUUCAAGUACAGCCAGAAUUAUACACGGCAGGGAGCGAAACCUUUGAAGUCUGUAAAGAAUGCAUGCGCUCCUGUGCCUUCAAGCCCAAUUGGUCAACCGCUGGAAAGCGAUGACCCAAUGUUUGGACAUUUGCUCAUUUUGAGCGAGCAGCCAGGAUGGCACACAUUUGAUGAUUUUGGUGUGCACGUCGCCAAAGAUGCAAAGUCUUAUAGAUCCCCAAAGCCUCGUUUUGACCCUGUACAGUUUCCUAGGAGAUCUUCGUACGGACGAUUCACUGAUGGAGAAGGUCGAGCCUUUUGGAGGAAGUUGGAAGACCGAGUAGAACUAGCCAGUUUGAAGAGUUUUCAGGCCUUGCUAGGCGACCACAUGGCGGCUGAUCACGAGACCGCUACUGACAUGGCCGCUGCUGCUUCGCGACCUGCGGAAGAGCGCCCAGUGUUGCUUCUGGAAGAGCUGAAGGAGAAACGCGCAGAGUUGAAGCGGUCUCUGAAACUGGUGUCUCGCACUUUGAACAGAGCCAGCAGCGCCAGCAGGAGUUGUAGCUGCAAAACUGCACUACAGAUGUUUGGAGAAGGUUCAAGGGUGAACGCCUUUUGGUUCGCAAUGGCGCCAGAGAGCGUUAGGGUCCUCUCCGAAGGCGUCCCGCUGCUGUCGCGUGGCAAGGCGUACGAGGUCUCCAGUCGCCUCUUUGAGAGUGCUAUGGCAAACCCCGUGGGCACUGCAGUGGUGGUCAAUUCCUUCAAAAAGGCAGCUGAAGACUACCACCAGCGGCUGACGAAUUUGGGCCUCUGGACGUCCAUCGCCCCGGUGGACCGCGACUGA